UGGCACGUCACAGCCGCGUCAUCAUGUCUCCGUGUCUGCUUUUAUCAUUGGGGAAUUAAAUUUGUUGAACAUUAUCAAACCUUAUCGGCACCUUCAUAUGUGAACUAUUAAUUUUAGAGUAUAUAUUAAUAGUUGUCUAAGAUGGAACUGUUGACGCAAGUGUCUAAUACCCAGUUUCUUUUCCCCGUUGCGGCAGUAGCUGUUGUUUUAGUAUGCGCAGCUCUAGUAUUUGUCUUCGGAUUCCACUCCGCGGAACAGCCACAGUUUGAUAAGCUGCCCCUAGUUGUAGACGAUAGGAAAUCAUCAAACAAGAAGAGAAAAACCAAGGACAAGAAGUCUUCUCCCAACCGUUCUUCGAAUGAGGAUGCGAAGGCCAAGUCUGAGAGCACUAAGAAAUCUCCCACCAAGGAGAAAGUGAAAGAAGCGGAGAAACCUAAGCCCAAGGAGAGGCAGGAGCCUAAACCUGUGAAGAAGGCGUCCAAGGACGAUGCUAAGAAAGGCAAAGGGAGGAAGCAACCUGUGGAGCUCGAGAAGCCGGCGGACUUUGAUGAGGGGGUGUGGGAGGAGGUGCCGAAGAAGGAGAAGAAGAAGGUGAAGAGCCCCGAGGAAAAGAAGAAGGACAAUCAUGAGAGCCCGGCCAAGAAGAACAAGAAGGUGGUGAAGGAUGCUGACGUGGAAGCAGCGCGUUCCUCCGAGGAGCCCGCGGAAGAGACCAUCAAAGUCAUCAGUGCUGUUGGCCCUGAGGUGGACGAAGAUGCUGCCCGUGCUCUGCAAGCCCAAGUGGAAGAAUUCCAACGCGUCUUGAAGGAGGCUGAACGCCGUGAGCAGGCCGCUCUUGGUGGUGGAGAUGAUGAAAAUGAACCUGAAGUUGAGGAAAUUCAAGAUGUCAAGGAUCUGAGGAGCAACAAGAAGAAGGAAAACAAGGAGAAGCAGAUUAAGAAGAAGGCUACUGAGAAUGCUGCCAUUGCAAAGAAUGCACCAAAGCCUGAGCCUGACAACACUGAAUCAUCGGACAAACAAGAUGACAAGCAAAAUGUGCCCGUGUUUGAUGAGCUCGGAGACACUUGGAUCGAUGCUUCUAAGACAUCCAAAAAGAGCAAGAAAAAGGCACGCAAGGACCAGUGAGGGGUGAGUGGUGGAAACAGGGUUUACUCGGGCGCUAUGCCCUGUUCUAGCUCAAUGCCAAUCACACCGCUGAUAAAAUUACCACAUAAAAAUUAAAAAAAAUAUUGUGACAAAACUUAUUCAAAGAUUAAAUUGACAAUUAUUAAUUUAAUUUCAGGGUUGUAAUUUUACAGGGUGUGCAUAUCUAUGUUAUUUCCUUACUGUUCUUACACAUUCAGUCAAUUUACGUCCAUGUUUUUUAGUUUCAUAUUUUAUUUUGUAUCUAGCUAAUGUUGACGUGUUUUUUUUCUUUAUAAUUUAAUUAUUGUUUACAUUAAAGCAUAAUAAGUUUUGUUUUUAGUAUGCAUUAUAUGAGUCAUAAUUUUGUAAUGUGUUCGAAGAACGAUUAGUGACCUUUUGGGAAUCUGCAAUAUGUUUUAAGUGGUAAACUUUGUUAUUAUAUGAAUAGAGGAGCAAUAUUCAUGGGAUUAAUAAUAGUUAAGUUUUAUUUUAUGUAUAUCUGUACCUUGUAGACAUUUUGCUCCUAGUUAGAACUUAACCCAUAUUAUUAAUCAUGAUCUUCUGGUGCUUAUAGUAGUAAGUCUCCUUCCAUUCCAUAAGUGUGCAUUUCCUUUCUCCUUUAUCUCAUUCAACAUAUUCCAUCUAUGAUAUUCUAUUUAUUCCUAUUGGUUUGCUCAUUUUUACAUGUACAAAACUGAAGAAUAGAUUUGUUUUUGAAAUAAACUUAUUGACCCAUGACAAAAAAUGUGAUGUGACCUGAAAUUGGACCAAUAUUUAUGGAGUGUCAUCAUUACUACCCUUAUUUUUAUUAAAAAAAGUAAUGGUUUGUACACAGGUUCAUACUAUAUCCUUGCUGUGUUGUAGCAAAUGAUUGCAAUUACUUCUCACUGGAUUAGUGAUAUGGACUCCCUCCGUCCAGACACAGUUGUUUAGUUCUUUUUCCACACAAACAUAUCUUGGUUCCUUGGGUGAUAGUAUGUGUAUGUAUAAUCUAUAUUCUUCAAAUUAUCGACAUUGAUAUUUGAGAUGCAAGCAAGAGCGUUAAUAUUUUAUUGCAGAUUCCUAUUUUGUAUACCUAGUUUUAAGAAUAAGUAAUAAAAGGUUUAGAAUAGUACCGACAUCAUUCUGUAUAAAACCAACUAAAAUUCGAAAUGUCUCUGAAUGCGUAUAAUUAAUUUAUUAUGUAAUGAAUGAUAGGUUAAGAUUGAGAGCUUCUACAUUAAACAAAUUUGAUUUUUAAAAUUGAAAGAGAGGAUCCAAUACAAAUUAUAUUUAAUCAUCGGCUGUGCAAUAUUUCAUUAAAACUGUUAUUUUUAUUUUUGUAUUAAUAAAAUCAGCCAUACAAAGUUGUGCAUAAAACUGUUGUUGUAACAGUUUUUGGGCUUCAUACACACAUCGCUGACUUCACGAAACCUCAUGAUCCGCGGCAUUCACGAUGCGUCAUAGUUCUAUAGCAAAUUUUGUUUAGCUUGCGCUAACAAUAAUAAUAUUUGAGAGUUCUAGACGUUUGUAUUUGAAUAACUAUCUCAUACCUAUAGAUGCCUUCACGGUACAUAAAUGGCAGAGCUACGGAUGCAGCUAAGUGGUAUGUGUGUCGAUAGAACCUCCUUCCACUAUCUCUAUGUAAGAUCUUAGUUCUUGUUAUUACUAUCUAAUAACUAUUCAUUUUUUUAUUUAUUAUAACCAUUCAUAAUAAUAUCUUGUGAUAUUUGUUAUUUUUGCUGUGGGAGAGUUGUUUCAUUAUUUCCAUUUCCUUAAAUUCAUAAUAUUCCCUAGGGAUUUCAUAGUUACGUUUUGUUGUUAUCGCUAAAUUCUAAGAGAUAUAAAUAUUUAUUAUUUACUAUUUUAUUGCGUUCCCUGCAGUAUCCUGUAUUUUAGUUUGAAACAGUACUUAGGGCCUAAAGAUUUUUAAAUGAUUAUCUUUUAGUGACGCUAAGAGGUGAAUUAAAUUCGUAUAUCAAUAAAUAGGUACUAACUAACUAAAUGUAAAAAUAUUUUUGGCUUCAUAUUGUUA
Ostrinia furnacalis (Asian corn borer) is the source of this 3139-nucleotide messenger RNA. RefSeq names its product hepatoma-derived growth factor-related protein 2-like. The coding region runs from base 142 to 1125 and encodes 327 amino acids. The record is from RefSeq and is a predicted model, not a curated record. Lineage: Eukaryota; Metazoa; Arthropoda; Insecta; Lepidoptera; Crambidae. The transcript has 6 exons.